CUACCUCCUUCCACUUCGCGGGAGAAGUUGUUGGCGCCAAUGGGUCCCGAGUCUUGCUAACGGAUUCCCCAGCCAGGCCAGGUCAAGCCCGGCCGCGCCUUCAUCUCGGGCUGCGAUGGAUAUUCGGAAAUUUUUUGGGGUUAUACCAAGUGGAAAGAAGCUUGUAAGUGAAACUGUGAAGAAGAAUGAAAAAAUCAAGGCUGCUGAAGAAAUCACAAAAGCCAAGAGAGGAAAAAAGGAAAUCAAGGUAAAUACUUGUAAAGAAGAUGACUUUAAACAGAAGCAACCAAGUAAGAAAAAGAGGAUCAUCUAUGAUUCAGAUUCUGAAUCAGAGGAGACUGUGCAGGUCAAAAAUGCCAAAAAGCAAGCAGAAAAAUUGCCAUUGUCUUCUAAGCCUGGUAAAAUUCUGCGACGGGAACCAGUUACGUACAUUUCAGAGACAGAUGAAGAAGAUGACUUUAUAUGUAAAAAAGCAGUCUCGAAAGCAAAAGAGAAUGGAAGAUCUACAGUUAGUUAUCUUGGAGUAGCUAAUAUAAAAAAGGGUGAAGAAAACACUAAGACCAAGAAUAAACCUUUGUCACCAAUAAAACUUACCCCCACAUCCGUGCUGGACUAUUUUGGAACUGGAAGUAUUCAAAGAUCAGAAAAGAAGAUGGUGGCAAGCAAACGAAAAGAGGUUUCACACAGUGCAGAUGUUUCCAGUUUAAAUGAUGAAGCCAUUGCCAAGCAGUUACAACUUGAUGAAGAUGCGGAGCUGGAGCGGCAGCUGCAUGAGGAUGAAGAGUUUGCCAGAACUUUAGCCAUGUUGGAUGAAGAACCCAAGACCAAGAAGGUUCGAAAGGACCCAGAAGAGAGAGAAACAUUUUCACCUUCCCAAGACAAUUUAAAUAAAGCAGAAAAACAUAAAUAUUCUCACAAAGUCAAAGCAGAACAAUUUUCAAAUGAAGUGAACUCUAGUCCCAAGAAGCAAAUUAAAUGUGAAAGUUCAAAAGAACCUCAACAAUUUUCCAAGUCAUUAGCUCACAAAGUAGGAGAACCAUCUUCUCCAAAUAUCAGUUCCAAGUUGACCCUUUUGAAAACAAAAGAAGAGCAUACUUAUAAGGAAAUGUCGCCCUUGGCCUCAAAAAGAAAAGAGAAUGCCAUUGAAUUGAAAGGAGAGACCAGAACUCCUAAGAAAGCCAAAAGUUCUCCAUCUAAAAAAGAGUCUAUAAGUCCCGAGGAUUCUGAAAAGAGACGCACCAAUUAUCAAGCUUAUCGAAGUUACUUAAAUCGCGAGGGUCCUAAAGCUCUUGGCUCCAAAGAAAUCCCAACGGGAGCUGAAAAUUGCUUGGAAGGGCUUACUUUUGUCAUCACUGGAGUGCUGGAGUCCAUCGAACGGGAUGAGGCCAAGUCUCUGAUUGAGCGGUAUGGAGGGAAAGUAACAGGCAAUGUCAGCAAGAAAACCAACUACCUGGUCAUGGGCCGAGACAGUGGCCAGUCCAAGAGUGACAAGGCAGCAGCCUUGGGGACAAAAAUUAUUGAUGAAGAUGGCCUGUUAAACCUGAUUCGGACUAUGCCAGGCAAGAAGUCCAAGUACGAAAUAGCAGUUGAAGCUGAGAUGAAGAAAGAAAAGUCUAAAUUGGAGCGGACACCCCAAAAAAACAACCAAAGAAAAAUGAAAACAAGUCCAAACAAGAAGGAAUCAGAAACUCAAAGGAACAGACGAACUCCCCAGAAAGGUGGCAUCCUCACGCCAAAGAAACGGGGGCCUACCCUGUGCCAGUUGGACUCGCAUGUCACGGAGCUGCUGGCCAAGGAGCCACAGGGCAUCAGUAGGGCAAGGACUGCGACUGAAGGCUGCAGGGAAGACAAAGCAGAGUCUUUGCUUUGGGUGGAUAAGUACAAGCCCACCUCAGUCAAGACCAUCAUUGGCCAGCAGGGCGACCAGAGCUGCGCCAACAAACUUCUGCGCUGGUUGCAGAACUGGCACAAGGCUCCCUCAGAAGAGAGGAAACACGCAGCCAAGUUCGGUAAAUUUGCUGGCAAAGAUGAUGGCUCCAGUUUUAAGGCUGCGUUGCUUUCAGGCCCUCCAGGUGUUGGCAAAACCACCACAGCCUCUCUGGUUUGUCAGGAAUUGGGAUAUAGCUACGUGGAACUGAAUGCGAGUGACACUCGUAGUAAGAACAGUUUGAAGGAGAUUGUGGCCGAAUCACUGAAUAAUACCAGCAUCAAAGGCUUUUAUUCAAGUGGGUCCUCUCCUGCAAGCCUGAAACACGCGCUCAUUAUGGAUGAAGUGGAUGGAAUGGCAGGCAAUGAGGACAGGGGUGGAAUCCAGGAAUUAAUUGGCCUGAUAAAACACACCAAAAUUCCCAUUAUUUGUAUGUGCAAUGAUAGAAAUCAUCCCAAGAUUCGCUCUUUGGUGCAUUAUUGCUUUGAUCUUCGUUUUCAAAGACCUCGGGUUGAACAGAUUAAGGGCGCUAUGCUAUCUAUUGCAUUUAAAGAAGGUCUAAAGAUUCCUCCUCCAGCUAUGAAUGAAAUAAUUUUAGGAGCCAAUCAAGAUAUCAGACAGGUUUUACACAAUCUCAGUAUGUGGUGUGCAGAAAAUAAGGCACUAACCUAUGACCAGGCCAAGGCUGAUUCUCACAGAGCCAAAAAGGAUAUCAAACUGGGUCCUUUUGAUGUUGCCCGGAAGGUGUUUGCGACUGGAGAAGAGACUGCUCACAUGUCAUUGAUGGACAAAUCGGAUCUCUUCUUCCAUGAUUAUUCCAUCGCGCCCCUCUUUGUGCAGGAGAACUACGUCCAUGUGAAGCCCAUAGCUGCAGCGGGUGACAUGAAGAAGCACUUGAUGCUGCUGAGCAGAGCAGCUGACAGCAUCUGUGACGGGGACCUGGUGGACCGCCAGAUCCGGAGUCAGCAGAACUGGAAUUUGCUGCCCACCCAGGCCAUUUAUGCCAGUGUCCUUCCUGGAGAACUAAUGAGGGGCUACAUGACCCAGUUUCCCAACUUCCCGAGCUGGCUGGGCAAGUACUCGUCCACAAGCAAACAUGAUCGCAUUGUUCAAGACCUGGCUUUGCACAUGAACCUCAGAACUUUCUCCAGCAAAAGGACUGUAAACCUGGAUUAUCUGUCAUUCCUGCGGGAUGCACUUGUACAGCCCUUGAUUUCACAAGGGGUUGAAGGAGUUCCAGAGGUUGUCUCCCUCAUGGACAUGUACUACUUGAUGAAGGAAGACUUUGAGAGUAUAAUGGAAUUGAGCAGCUGGGGAGGCAAUCCCAGCCCAUUCUCCAAGCUGGAUCCUAAGGUGAAAGCAGCCUUCACCAGAGCCUACAACAGGGAAGCCCACCGCACCCCUUACUCGCUUCAGACCGUGAAGACUCCCAGACAUAGCAGCAGCAUGGGACCAUCACUGGACUUGGAGUACAGCGAGGAGUUGACCGAGGAGGACUCGCAGGCUGAUGACAAGGACCCUGAUUCCAUGGAGAAUGAUGCUAUGAUCAAGAAAAAGUCAAAAUCUUCAAAGCCUUCAAAAUCAGAAAAAGAUAAGGAGCCCAGAAAAGGAAAAGGAAAAAGUUCCAAGAAGUGAACAUGGUUCACUGUUGUCAGCCACUCUUGACUCAUUCUGCUGUCAGUCACUACUCUGGAGAAGUCUAUGUUUUAACUGCACAGGACUAGCUGGUGAUUCCUUCAGCAACGAAGAGCAGCUGCAGGAAGGCGGGCACUAUGCACAAGCUUGUGUUCCUCUCAUAGAUGCAGAGAGAACCACUUGUUCCACAGUCUUCCACAGUCCCCUUCUGUAAUGCAAUUGUGCUUCAGAAUCACUAUGUAGAAUCAAGACUUGGAAUGGUAGGUCCUUCAGGAUCAGAUGGUAGUUAAGAAUACUAUACCUAGGGGUGGUGGCAGGUACUAAGGCAGCUUUUGUAGAAUUACUGCCGAACAUCUCCCGACGGCCCUUACAGGACCACUGCAAAAAUUUAAAGAUAGUUAACUUUUAUGUGGUGAAGUUUUGUAAAUAAAUUAUAAACAAAACAUUCAUCACAUACAACCGAGUAUUCUUUGUACACUUUUAGAUAUCUCACAAACUGAGCAAGA
Messenger RNA from Suncus etruscus (white-toothed pygmy shrew), 4068 nucleotides. It is a transcript of the gene RFC1, whose product is annotated as replication factor C subunit 1. Bases 116 to 3562 code for a protein of 1148 amino acids. Gene Ontology annotation, biological process: DNA replication; DNA repair. Gene Ontology annotation, cellular component: DNA replication factor C complex; nucleus. The record is from RefSeq and is a predicted model, not a curated record. The transcript has 25 exons. Lineage: Eukaryota; Metazoa; Chordata; Mammalia; Eulipotyphla; Soricidae. Gene Ontology annotation, molecular function: ATP binding; ATP hydrolysis activity; DNA binding.